AUGUCGUACCUAGAAGAAGGCGAGAUCGCAGUGGUGCGAGGAGAGCGAAGCGAAGGCGACGCACGUAGAGGCCGGGAAAGCCUCGACCGAGAAGACGGAAAAGAGAAUGUGCGGGGGAGACAGAGAGACCGCGACUGGGCGAGGCCGAGCGGGGCCGGCUCGUUCCUCUCGCCAGGAGUCGCAGGGGACAGGUUCGAGCCGGACAAGCUGGGGGGGAGGGGCCGCGAGGGCCGAAGGCGAGAGAGUGCACAUUACCACAGAGAACACCUGAGAGAGAGAGAGGGAGCCCGGAGAGCGUCCUUCUCGAAGAAAUGCGGCGCACAGGGCCCCACCGUCCCGUCGUUCCCCCUGCUGGGUCGGCCCCCCCCGUUCAUUCCCUUCCCCGCGACUUCCGGCGCCACACCAGCGUCUUUCUUCUCCGUUCAGUCUUUCCCGCACCCCCUGGCCUGCUCGUCCUUCCCGUAUGCCUCACCCUUCUGUCCGCUACCGCCUCCGUACUUUCCGCCCUUCCCUUCGUCCUUCGCCUUCUCUCCUGGCGCGUUGCCUGCGCGGGGGCCUGCCGCGCCGGAGCAGAAUCCUCGCAGAGAAGAGAGAGAGGAGCGAGGCGAGCGCAGCGGCGCGCGACGCGACUGCGAGACGCAGCCGAGUCUCGGCUUCCCAAGUCAUGCGUUGUCUGUGUCUGAAAACGGGACACACUCGGACGAAAACAGUUCUCGCCUCUUGUCGCACCAGUCGGCUGCGGCAUUGUUCCCAGGCGCUUCGCGCUCUUCGCACGGCGACCCCGCGGCCGAGCCGGAGACAAAGAAGCCUGCAGGCAAGGCCGAGCAGCAAUACAGAGACCCUCGGCUGAAGGCCAGGGCGGCCAAGAAGCUCGGCGAGAGACCUCAGCUUGAAACACCUGCCUCUUGUCCUGCCGCCGCGCCUUCCCCUGCGGCGCCUUUGCCUUCGACGCCUUCUGCAGCUGUCGCUGUGGAGGCGGAGAGCGGGGGGGCUCACACGAGGAAUGAGGCUCCUAGCCGAGGAGAAAGAAGAAGACGACAGACACUCGAGGACAGGGAUCCGUGGGUUGUCCGAGAAGAGGACACACACCGUUCCCCUUCGCCCUCGUCCGUCCCGUCUUCUUUGCCUUCUCUGCCUCGCUCCCUGACGACUUCCGCAGCGCCGGACCCUCAUCCUGCGGCCCCAGCGUCGCUCUCGUCUCUCUCGGCUGCUCUUCGUCCGUGUCUGCCUUGUUCCCCGCGUCUCUACCCUUGUCCAAUCUCUUCGCGGGAGGAGAGAAACACCCAACGCAGCCGGGAGGCCACCGGGACGGGCGAGAGCCGCGAGAAGCGCGACGCAUUCCUCAUUGCGAACCCGACAAAGCGAUUCGGUAAUGCUGAUCGCGCGCGGCUCUUCGACAGAAGACGGCCGUCUGCUCCCGCCUUUCUUUCUGGGAGAAAAACGGAAGAGGAAGUGAACCCUGGGUUGAGGAGCCAGGCGCCUCCGGCGUCCUCCCUCUCGGCAGUCCACCGCAGAGCGUCAAACAAUUCUCUGUCGACCUCGUCUCCUGCCUCCUCUGCAGCCUGCCGCCCUGGCUCCGCCGCGCCUCUCGCCUCUUCUUGGUCGUCGCUCCCUUCGUCCACAUAUGCGGCAACCCAGGUCGCCGCUUCGUCCGGCUCGUCCUCGUGUGCUUCGAUCUCUGCUGUGUCGCCUCUCACUUCCACUUCGUUGAGAUCCUCUCCCGCUGGCUCUUCUCUCCCCGCUUCCUCCUCUACGCCUCCUUCUCCCACUUCUCACCAAGCGACUUCUCGCGUUUCAUCGGCGAUCCCUACUCGCGCGUCUCCUCCGCAGUCGACAGCCUGCUCUCUCUCUUCUUCCUCUGCUUCUUGUCCGUUUACUUCUCCGAGUUUGAGCCGCGACAGGCAGGUCAAAGAGAAGCGGCGAGAGGGCGAAGAGAGACAGCGCGAGAAGAAGAACAGAAGCGAGCGAGAGAGAUCUGAGAGAGAGAAAGACCGGAAGCCUGGCUCCGAUGCAGCCCGGUCCGAGAAGCGAGAAAAGAGCUGCCGCAGAGAGAGCGGCGGGAAGGAGCGGGAGGAUGGGUCGUAUGCGCGCCGCGAGAAAAGCGGCCGCGACAAGAGAGCUCUCCACAUGCACACAGAAGAAAGGAAACACAAGACCGAGAAGAGUGGGAAAAAGGAGACAGCUGAACCUUUCUGCCAGCCGGGUCAGACUCCCACCGCGGCCAACCCCUGUCCCUCCCUGUGGGGUCCGACCUCGAAUGCCCUCGUCUCUUCAACGUGCGCGACACUAGCAGCUGCGGCUUCUCUCUCGCCUGCCUCGCGUCUCUACGCUCCCUCCUGGUUCUCGCCGUCUGGGGAAGGGAGAAAGCGGUGGAACGCCUGGCCAGAGGCGAGUCCCGAGGAGGCCGCGUUCGCCCUCGCGUCACCCUCUCGCACGGCGCUGUCUCCUCUGCACGAGGCUCCGCUGUCUCCGCCGCGCGCAUCCGCCUUCGUCUCGCCUUCGCGCCCUGCCGAGAAGGGCGAGGCGUCGCUCGAGGGCGAGCGAAGCCGCAGCCAGGAAAAGAAAAAGAGAGAGAAGGAUAAGUCACGCGACACGAAAGACCGCCACAAGAAGGACCGUGACGACCGACGCCGGAAGCACAGCCAGAGGGGAGAGCGCGGAAAAGACGGGCGAGAACACGCGAGAGGAGGCAGGGACGAGGAGACAGCAGACGGCGAAAAGAAAGUGAGGGAUCGAGUGCGAGUCGAGAACGGAGAAAGUCUUAAUUGUACCUCGUUCGCUUCGAGCUCGAAGGGGGACUUGUGCGCCCCUGCCGUCGAGCUCAGCGAGGAAGAAGGGGAAAUCAAAGAGGAAGGCGCGCCGUGGAAGCGGGAAUCCGGCAGCCCCAGACUGGCCAGCGUGGACCGCGAGCGCGAGCGACUGAGGGAGAGAGAGCGAGAGGAAGAGAGGCGACGCAGAAGACGCGAGAAGAAGCGCAGCAAGGAGGGGCGAAGGGAGCGCGGGAAGGGGAGAGAACACGGCCGCGACAGUGACAGCCGAAGAAGGAAGCGAGCGUCGAGCGAGGCAGACACGAGAGAGAGACGCGCAAGCAGUGCGCGCGUAGAGGGCGAGCCGGGCGAAGCGAAGAGACGACGCAGAGAGGAGAAGCGCAGGAGACUGGAGAAGCGAGACAAAGGGGAGACGUCUUCCGCGACGAAAGAGAAGGACGCCCGGGACAGAGAGGACCCUUGUGCCAGGAGGGAUGCAGGACGACUUGGGCACGUCCCGGUCAGCCGUGGGGACGGAACCAGGGAUGUGGAGAGACAGGCCGAGUCUGCGGUUGCUGCGGAAGAGAGAGGAACCGAUGGCUCAGAGUCGGCAAGCGCCGCCACAGUUUCCCCUCACCGCGAGCCGAAAGUCCAGUUCGUCUUUUCGUCUCCGAGUCCGCCUUCGAACUCUUCGCCUCUCAAGCCUUUCCACCAGCGACACGCGGGAGUCUCUCCUUCCUGGUGUUCUUCGUCUGAGGCCUCGUGCCUUUGUUCUCGCUUGUGGCUGUCAUCUCCGCCCGACCUUUCGUUUUCGCCCUGUUCGCCCUCGGCGUCUUCGCAGGUUUCCUCCUCUUCGUCUUCGCCGCCUCGUGGGGCGUUUUCGCUGGACGCAGCGUCGCAAGCUGGCGGUCGGCGCAGCCCAGCUACCGUCUCGACCUCUUGUUCUGUGCCGUCUCUUCGGCUCGCGUCUUCAGCCUCCGCUGCGUCUUACGCGCCCGCUACCUCUUCCUCCACGUCUCCGGCCGUUGCUGUUUCCGCCCCUACUUUGACUUCCUUACCCCCCUCGACUUCCAGUCCGUCCUCCCACCGGUCUCACUUCUCUUCCUUGGCUCUCCCCUCUUCUUCGUCUUCCUCGCCGUCGACUUCUGAUUCAAGGGAUGCUCCGCAUACUGUCUGCCCGCCGGACGCUUCGAGCCCGUUCUCGUCCGUUGCCUCGUCUCCGCGCCCCUCGGCGGCUCCGCCCUCGACGCCUUGCCUGGCCUCUGUGGCGACAGAUGUCCGUUUUCAAGGGCGCGGCACCGUGGCCGCCUCGCGGGUUGAGGGCGGGAGUUUCGUCCGCGAGGAGGGGAGCAAGCCUCCGCGCUCGUCCCGUCCCCACGCUUCGCCUUGUCCGUCUUGGGCCUCGUCGGCUGCUGCGAGGGCGUCUUCUUGGACCCCCGCAGUCAGCUGCGGCUCACCUUGUGCAGGGACGAGAGAAGGCCCGACCCAGCGAGACAGUGAGGGAGAGGAGAGAAAGGCAGCAGAGGAAGGGAGCUCAGGGCCAGCUGAGCGCGAGGACGGAGACACCGAGGACACAGGAGACAGAGAAGACCAGAGAGAGAGAGAAGGCGGCCAGAGAAACGAAGAAAGGCCGACAGACGAGGAGAGAGCAGCGGACCAGAACACACCCAACCAGGGAGAGCGACAAGGCAGAGAGGGGGGAGAAGAAGAGAAAAGAGAGAGGGAGAGAGAAGGAAGAGACAGCGAAGAGAGAGAGAGAGACCGGAUGUCCGGCACGCAUUCAUCGCCCGAGGACGGAACAGCUGGAGAAUCGGCCCCAAAGCGGUGUGUUGCCUUUCCGGGAUCUAAUUCGCUUUCUACCUUCAUCUGCAACAGCCUGUCGCGGGAAAGCGUCCGACGCGCAGUCAAUCGGAGAGGAGAAACCGUCUCGCCGUCUUCGUUCUCUCCCUCUGCUUCUCCUUGUUCUCCGGCUUCUUCCCUGUGUUCUCUCGACGCACGACCUACUCUCCCGCGUGCGCCGCCUUGUUCCGCCGCCUCUCGUGAUUCCUCGCAGUCUUACUCGUCUGCCUACUCUCGGGAUCGGCUGCUCAAGGGCGAGCGCCUCGGCGCGGCCUCCACCAUUCCCCAGGCGCUCGUCCUGGAGCCUAGCGCGUCGGAGACGUCCCCGAGGUCUUCCACAGACGCGCGAGACGAAGAGAAACCGGGCCUUCUCUCCUCUCCCACCUCCACAGCCUUCUCUCUCGCUUCCUCGCCUUUCUCGUCCUUUCCUCCCCAAUCCGUCCCACCGUCACAGUCACCUCCCGCGUCUUCUCUGUCCGUUUCGGCUUCGACGUCGCCUCGUCUCAGCUUUUCCUUUUCCAGCCCCGCGCCGGUGGAGGAGGCCGUCGUGAAGGCGGCAGCGGCUGCUGCGGUGGCGGCAUUGCGGCGAUCCAGGGCGCGCGCCUCGCUGAAAACGGAAGGCCGGUCGAGAGACAGGGCGGAGGCUGGCCGGCAGGAAGGCCCGAGAGCGCGCGUCUCGGUGGAGACAGACGAGCAGCGCGAGGAGAGGGAGGUUGCGGCACCGGGCUACGCAAAGGAGACACGGCCGAGUAGGGAAGCCCACGUGGGAAGCGAGAAGGAAGGGAACUCGAAGCAGAGAGUCGAGAGCGAGGGAGAAGAAGCGCGAGAGCAGAACGCGGCAGCAGAGACCGCGCAGACGACAGGCCCGCAGGAGAUUCUGGGAGGCGAUGGACAGGGCGAGGACAAAGAAAAAAAGAGAUGGGAAGUUGAGGCAGUACAGGCGGAAGGGGAAGAAUGCGAGGAAGUGCCGGUGAGCGAGACGAGCAGGGCGGGCGAGGUUAGACGAACCGCGCAAGGCAAAGCGGAAAGGGACGAAACGGAGAGGGAGGAGCCUACGCGGGACCUUGGGGAAGGUGAGGGAGAGGAAGCGCCGCAAGAACAGAAGGGAGAGGCGGAGGGAGUCGAGGAAGGAGAGAUGGCGGAACGAGCGAGAAAGGAAGGAGAUCAGGAGCACGGGAGCGAGACAGGGGACGGAGCGAGAGAAAGAGAAGACUCAGAAGACACACAGCAAGGAGACAAAGAGGGGAGACACACUGCUGACUUGCGCGACGCGAUAGAGAAGAGAGAAGAGAAGGCUGUAGAGCUGGAGACGCACAGCGCCAGGCGAGAGCAAAAGGAGGAAGAGGAAGGAAAGGAACGCGGGAGAAAGCCUCGCCACGAAGUCGGAGAGCUGUCGGAAGAACAGCCGAAAAGAGAAGAACUGGACGAAGGGAAGCAAGGCAUCGCAGAGAAGGCAAAUGCUGGAGAAGAGAACGACGGAAAAGAAAAAGAGGAGCCUGUGGGAAGAAGCCGAGAAGCCGCAUGCAGAGGCAAAGACGGUUCAAACGUUCGCCAAUGCGUAGAGACCAGAACCAUGGCCAGGAGACGCAGCAGAAAAGUACCGCAGGAGACGGCGCAACCUUUCCUGCCUGGAGAAAAGACAACGGACACAAGGACCUCUCACCUUCAGCCAGCACCGCUCGAUUCACCACCCUCCCGGGCGUCUCCCUCUUCUGAGGCUCCUUCUUCCUCUUCUUCUCCUUCUUCCUCUUUUUCUUCCUCUUUGUCUUCCUCUUCCUCUUCUUCCUCAUCUUCGUCCUCAUCGUCGUCUGCGUCUUCCCCACCGACACCUGUCCCACCUGAGGAUGCAAGUCCAGCGCCCAUGCAACCGCAGACGCGGCUCCGUCGUUCGCCGCGCUCGGCGGCUAAUCUUGGAGAGAGGCGGCCGGAGGCAGACGCUCCGAACCCGGCGGAGACUGCGAGCGGAAGUCACGAAAAUUUUGAGAAGGUGCGGAGAACGGGAAGGAAGAAGGGAAGCGAGAAGAGCGAGGCGGGCGAGAAGCUAAAGAGCGACGGAUGGCCUCUGGACGCGCGGGAGGGGGUUAAAACUCGGAGUGAGACGAAGGCGCUGCGGGGAAGGGCGGCGACGGAAUCGGCCUCCCUGGGCGAGGCGACCGAGCACAGACCGGCGGAGGAGACAGCGGGAGACGCUGGGUUACCGCGGGGCCGAUCCGGAGAAGAGAAGCAAACAGAUAAAGGAAAAAGAAACGGAAUCCGCGCUGAAGGCAAAGACAGGGGAAGAGCCCGGACAGAGACGCCAGCAGAGUCUCUGAAGCUGACCGAAACUCCUCGCACUGACUACCCUGAUCCGUCCCCGUCCUCUCCGAGUGCUUCCUCGACCGCUGUUCCUUCUCACUGGCCCCCCAGUCCUACCUCUUCCUCUUCUUCUGUUUCUUCUUCCUCUUCUUCUGUUUCCUCUUCCUCUUCUUCUUCCUCUUCUUCUUCUCCCUCUUCUUCCUCUUCUUCUUCCUCUUCUGCGUCUUCCUGUUCUUCUUCCUCUUCUUCGUCUUCCUCUUCUGGCCAUCUCUCGUCUACGACUCAGGCCGCUCCAGAAAAGGACCACGAUGGCGGGAGCGCACCGGCGGAGCGGCGCGUCGCAGCGAACCCGGCAGAGGCGCAGUCGCCUCGUGCGUCGACUUGUGCGGCGCCUUUGUCUGUGCUGAGCGAGGCGGGGAAGAAGCGAGAAGUGAAGACGGAGUGGCAGACUGAGUGGUGGGACCAUAUUGGCUUCGUCGAGAGCUCGCGCGAACUGCAGCUGGGCCGGGGCACUUUCGGCAAUGUUUUUCGGGCCCGCUGGCGCCGCAGCGUCCAGCCUCCCUUCUGCUGCGCGCGCUGUCAAGCAGAGGAGGAGCGGGAGGGCGCGCGAGAGAGUCUGGGAGGCGACCGCGACGCGCGGGAUUCUCGGCAGGACGUGCCAAAUGCAAAGGCCGCGGGAAAAGAAGAGGGGGCGAGCGCGAGCCUCGCCGCUGGUGCAGUCGCCUCGAGUCCUCUCGGAGCGACGAAUCCCGCGGGUCUGUUUGUGGCUGGGCGUCGCGCCUGCUUCUGCUCCGCCGCGCGCUGGGUUCCUCUGGCGAUCAAAGAGUACAAGGCACAGACAGCUGCGCCUUUCCAGUUUCUGCGCGAAGAAGCUUUCAUGCGCCACUUCAACGCCCACGUGAUUCGCCCCCUGGCGACGCGCUCCUACAAGCCGCAGCCAGUCGCAGCCUCCGCCGCGGCUGCAGCCGCCGCGAGCUCGCGGCGUCUCGGCGCUUGCGAGGAGCCGGGAAGGCGCCAAGCUGAUCCGCGCGACCGCGAGGGGCGAGAGGGUGGCGAAGCUCGAGAGCGAGACGGCGAUGCUGCGCUCCCCAGGAAGGACGAGAGACGUGGCGAGCCCAAGGCCGACAGGUCGCCGCUCCCCGCGGUCGCGCCACCCUCGUCACUUAGACAGUUUCAGCUCCUCAUGCACCGGGCUCGAGGGGACUUGAUGGUCAUGCUGAAGCGGCUGAUUAUGCGUCGUGCAAAAGUGAAGUUCCUGCUCGCCUGGGAGGAGGAACGACUGCGGAACCAAACUGCUGAGAGCGAACCUCCCGACGAGGGAGGAAACGCAGUUGGUCCGCCUUUGGAGGCUUCUUCGCCAGCUAAGGAAACCCGCGGAGACGACCGGCGUCUCCCCACGCCUGGUUCCGGCCAUCCGUGGAGUGCGCUGGGCGCGCCGGGUUUGACGGAGUUUGAGAUGAAGUUUUUGUUUGCGCAGCUGCUGAGUGGCGGGGCCUUUUUGCAGUGUUGCUGCGAGGCCGAUGUCGGGCGCAUCGUUGACAUCAAGGUGUCGAACGUCUUGGUCUUUUGCGAGGAGAAGCACAUCUACUUCCCGCUCAAGUGGCUCAUCGUUCUCGCCGACUUUGGCUCCUCGCUCGUCCUGCACCCGACGGACCACUUUGCGUCCUCGACGCCGUGGUCAGCUGGCCGCGAAGAGAAGAAACGCCAGUGGAACUUGCAGAUUCAGAGACAGCUCACAACCUACAACCAAGGGACGACCUACACGAAUGCGCCGGAGGCUCUGCGCUUCGACAAAUUCGGCAGACUCCGCGACGUCCCGCCGGGCGCGCCGCGGCCGGCCGAGGGACGGGUGAGUGACGCGCGCCGAGAGAGGAGCCCUCGAGACGGCGAAGGGAAGGAACCCGCCAGGCAGAGAAGCGCCGGCGAAGGGGAGGUCGGGCCCAAGAGACGAAAGGUCGAAAAGGGCGAAGCUGGAGGGAGAGAAGGCGGAGAGGGCUGUCUCAAGCGCCGGCGGGAAACAGAGGGAUUUGCAGAAGACUUGGCGCGAAGGCGACACCGCGCGCUGGAUGCGCCCUGCUCCGGAGACAGUGGGGCGAAGGGCGCAGCACGGGAGGGGCUGAACCUGAGCGCCAAGCCGGAGGCUGCAAGGACGGGUCGACUCCUCCCUGCCGCCGCGCCUGCGUCUUCUACCGCCUCGCUUUCGGCUUCUGCGUCCUCUGCACCGAACUCGCUGCCGUCCUGCUCGUCCCUACGUCACUCGUCGCUCCUCAGCACCGGCACGCGCCACGCAGUGACCACCGCGACGUCUCAGAAAGAUCUCACAGCUCGCCAUCGCGAGCGUGCCUGGCUCCGGCAGCUGAAGAAGUGUCAAGGCAUCUUGCCGCUGUCUUCGCAGGGCGUGCGCAAGGCGCCUGGGCCUCCGCCUGAAUCUUCUCAGGCGCUCGCAGCCCUGUCUUCGUCGAGCGCGUCAGCCCGAAAGUCAGCGGCGUCUCGAGUUGCGCAUCCCGAGAGAGACGAGAGAGUCGAAAAGAAGAGGAGACGCGAGGAACCUGAGGAAGGCGCGCAUCGCGAAAAGGAGGGAGACGGUGAAGGAAAGAAUGGACAGGGAGGACAGGACGGACAGCGAGAAAAGAAGGAGACAGGAACAGAUGGCGACGAUGAACGCGCGGAAGACAGGGCGACAGAGGAAGCUGAGAAGGGCGAGGGCAGACACCGACCGGCUCUGGAAUCGCGGCGCCUGGCAGAUUCGGCGAGGCUAAAGAAGGAAAGAGAAGGGGCUAGAGUCUCGGCGACUGCCUUGGCAUGGAGACAGAGAGAGGCGAACGGAAGCGAGUCGCGCAGGCCCGCGGCUGCAGCCCCUGGGCUCCAUCUGCCCAUCACCAAACACGCGGACGCCUGGAGCUUCGGCGUGACGCUUGCCGAGCUAGCCAAGGGCGGCGGCUGCUGCUGUCCUCCCUCGUUCCUGCGCGCCUCGCGGCUGUCGACCUCCGCGGCGCAGACAGACCAGGACGUCUGUCUUUGCGGAACUGCAGAAGGCAGCCGUCACUUUGAAGAAGCCGAACGACAAGCGCGCCUGAUUCUCCUGCGUCUCCGAGAAGAAAGGAAACACGAACUCGACAAAAAGGCACCCAGCCUAGACGCUCAAUCAAACCUCCCGAAGUCCGCUUCUUCGUCUGCACCACCAGUCUCUGCGGCAGAGGGCGAGGCGGCUCGCACGCGGCGAGGCCGUUCGGCGCGGCCGCCAGGGGGAGAGCAGGAGGCCGAAUCGCCGGCAGCAGCGCCGAGUGCUCUCCUGCGUGCGGGCCCGAGAACGCGCGGCUCCGCGAGGCAGGUCGCAGACGCCGCGAGGCCGGGGGAAAACGGAGACGGAGGCCCAAAGUCCCCGGCGAGAGGGCGACGGGGCCGGUGUCGCCCGCGGUCUCGCGAAAAUGCAGAGAAGAGGCGAGACGCCACGGAUGCGGCUGAAGAGCCUCAAAAGGACGCGCCUGAGGAGCUUCAAAAGGACACGCCUGAAGAGCCUCAAAAGGACGCGCCUGAAGAGCCUCAAAAGGACGCGCCUGAGAUCCCGGCGAGCGCAGACCGGCAGGCGCGGCGUUCGGCCGGCGCGCCCGUCUCCCCGCAGUGUUUGUCAGCUGCGCCUUCGGGAGACAGAGAGGACGAGGUGAACGAUCCAGGCGCAGCCUCGCCCUUUCUGCCGAUUCCGUCUUUCGUCGCGGCAUGGGCAGAGCAGCACGCGGAGCUUGGCGCGUACUGGGCGGCUACGCAGGACGUCUGUCAGGCCGUCGGUCACGGAUUGUUUCGCAUCCGGAACGAGGAGGAGCAGCGGCGCCUGGAGAAGAAGGGCGAGGCGCACGCCGUGCAGUGGAUCGGCAGAUCCCCCGACGAACUCGACCAAGAGGACAAAAAGGUGCUUCACAAGAUGGCGUGGAACUGGGUCAUUGCGCGCCAAACCGCCUGGACGUGCGACUGCAGCCUCGCAGAGCGCAUUUAUCGACUACAGCGAGACUCUGCGGUCGCGCUUUCGUCCGGCGCGUCCCACGCGUUCUCACCUUCUUUCUGGAACCUCCUGGCGGCGCUCUUGUCUUAUCAGGCUCCUGAGCGUCUCCUGCCUGCGGAGGCUCUUGGCCAUCCCUGGUUUGCGACUUCAGGGCGCGCGAUCUUUGACCUAAUUGACGCGCUUCCAGGGUUCGCCAAUCUCCACCUGCCAGCAGAACACCGGCGCAGCCGCAACAAGCGGCUGCGUCACAACGUGCCUCCCAGUGGUCCUACUGCAAGCUCCGCUCCUCGCCUUUCGGCGUGUCCUCUCACUUCUUCUCUCGGGUCGGGCUGCGAGGCGAGCGCACUCUGUGGAGGGUAUGGCUCUGUGGCGCGACGCCCGCAUGCGUGGUUCACGGGCGCUCUCCACGGCCUUUCUGCUUCUUUCUCGGCCUCGCUGACUUCGGCUGCGGAACGGCACGCACUCGCGUCCCCGCCCUCCCCGCGGGCUUCUAGCUCUGUCGGCGCCGGCGGCGAGGUCGAGGCGACGGACACAGUCGCAGACGAGAAGAAGAGGAAGGCACAGGACGAAACGCGCGAGAGCGACGCCGAGAGCAGCGGCGACGACUCUGAGAACACGGACACCAACGGGACAUGCAAAAAACACUUGCAUCCAGUACCUUUUGCAUCGUCCUCGUCUCCUUGUUCUCUUUCUCAGCUCUCUUCUCCGAUUGCUUCCUCCUCGCCUCGAAGUCCGCCUCAGUCGUCUCGCGCGGUGUCUCCCUGGCAGUUGCUGGCGUCGUGUGGAGACGACCUGGCGCGGUCCAUUUGCGUGCAAGAGGCCCACGUUUUGAGCAAGAACGAGAGACUGCUUUGGGGCCGAACGGGGCUUCUGUUUCUGCACCUUUUCGCGUUGAAGCAGAAAGAAAACUGGACCUGGGAAGAGACGUGCUCGUCGUUCGCAGCCCACAAACUCGGCCAGUGCCUCCUCAAGCUCCACCGAGAGAAGCGCGAAGGCGUCUCAAACCGCGCAGCGGGGGAGAAGAGAAAGCGGAUGGCUUUGCAGAAGGGAGACAGGUCCGGCGCAUAA
Messenger RNA from Neospora caninum, 11946 nucleotides. Its product is annotated as putative protein kinase, PfEST homolog. The transcript has 3 exons. Bases 1 to 11946 code for a protein of 3981 amino acids. NCBI's taxonomy places the organism in Eukaryota, Apicomplexa, Conoidasida, Eucoccidiorida, Sarcocystidae. The record is from RefSeq and is a predicted model, not a curated record.